GGAAGAUGUAAGUGUUUCCGGUGUCAGGUAGAGACGUCAUGGGUAAACAGGACCUGUAGCCGUGGCAGCGGUCGAGGCGGGCUGGUAGGCAGAGUACCGCUGACCGGGGAGCGAAGCUGCCGCAGAUAUCAGCCUGGACCGCAGCGCGCCACCGUUACUGGGCCUACAACUAUGGCAAAGGACAUCCUGGGUGAAGCAGGGCUGCACUUUGAUGAGCUGAACAAGCUGCGGGUGCUGGACCCAGAGGUUACCCAGCAGACCAUUGAGCUCAAGGAAGAGUGCAAGGACUUUGUGGACAAAAUUGGCCAGUUUCAGAAAAUAGUUGGUGGUUUAAUUGAGCUUGUUGACCAACUUGCAAAAGAAGCAGAAAAUGAAAAGAUGAAGGCUAUUGGCGCUCGGAACCUGCUCAAAUCUAUAGCCAAGCAGAGAGAAGCCCAACAACAGCAACUUCAAGCACUAAUAGCAGAAAAGAAAAUGCAGCUAGAAAGGUAUCGGGUUGAAUAUGAAGCUUUGUGUAAAGUAGAAGCAGAACAAAAUGAAUUUAUUGACCAAUUUAUUUUUCAGAAAUGAACUGAAAUUUUUCAUUUUUAUAGCAGGAGGGCAAAAAAAUAAACCAAACAAACCUCUGUACCAUUCCAAUGACUUGUUGACUAAUGACCCAAGUAUGCCACGUGAGAGAGACAGUGUGUAAGGAAUGCAUCUCUGAAGGCAGUAAUACAAAUUUGGGGGAAUUCGUUUUCAGCAGCAUCAGGGCGUAUCUGCUGGCAAACACUGGUGCUGUGGCUGCUGGCCGCCACGGAGGCACGGGUUCUCACCUCUGCAUUCUUAGUCUGAACUAGGCAACCUGUAAACUUGGAUCCUUUUUUGUAAAUCCACAAAGCUUUGAAAGAAAAAACAAUAAAUUAUUGUUUUCAAAUGGCUUGAUCUGUCUCUUUUCCUGGUGCCCGUGAAGUACAUUAAGCCCCUUGUAAGGGGACCCCAGACACUAUCUCCCACUCCACAAAACAAGCCAGGCAGUGGUCAGCAGCUACCUUU
Molecule: messenger RNA, 1035 nt
Organism: Trichechus manatus latirostris (Florida manatee)
Lineage: Eukaryota; Metazoa; Chordata; Mammalia; Sirenia; Trichechidae
Gene: IFT20
Product: intraflagellar transport 20
Exons: 5
Coding region: 172-570 (132 amino acids)
Biological process (GO): protein localization to cilium; intraciliary transport; centrosome localization
Cellular component (GO): centrosome; cilium; intraciliary transport particle B
Source: RefSeq, a predicted model, not a curated record